GAAAGAGUUUGUCAUUUUAUUCACUUCCUAAAUUGGCAAAGAUGGAUCUGAAAAUCUUCAUUGUUCUCUUCUGCGCUCUUUUCACUGGAGGACAUUCGCUCCAAUGUUAUGAGUGUUCAGGUGUAAAUGGUUCUUGUGUAAGCAAAGUGACGACGUGUCCGGACACUGCCGUAUGUUCAAGUUUAACAAUGGUGCAAAAUACUGGUGGGACUGAAGUUACAAUACAGUAUAAGGGCUGUAGAGUGAUGAAGUAUUGUAUAAGUGGAUCUGUUAACCUUGGAAUUAUAAGCUCAGUUACAUCUACACAAUGCUGUAACACCGACCUCUGUAAUAUCAAAGACGUCCCAGUUUACAGCUCUAACACGCCCAAUGGAAAACAAUGUUACUACUGUGAUGAUCCUACAAGUUGCUUAAACAAAUUAAACUGUUCAGGAGAAGACGACUACUGCGUUACAGUAACAGCAACUAAUGGGUCUCUAACAGAGACUGUUAAAGGAUGCGCCUCUAAAUCCUACUGUGAUGCUGUACCUGCAUUACUUGAGCCUCAAAUGCACUUCAAAAUGUCAUGUUGUCAGGGGAAUCUGUGUAACGGUGCUAAGAGCGUCACACAGAAUCUCCUCUUUCUCUUAUGGCCGCUCUUCUUCUUCAUCCUGAUCCACUGAAUUCCGCGAAAUGUCGCUCUCUACAGCAGUAAUGUAAUAAAAGAGCUUUAUGUUUA
Molecule: messenger RNA, 718 nt
Organism: Paramisgurnus dabryanus
Lineage: Eukaryota; Metazoa; Chordata; Actinopteri; Cypriniformes; Cobitidae
Product: phospholipase A2 inhibitor and Ly6/PLAUR domain-containing protein-like
Source: RefSeq, a predicted model, not a curated record